This is a messenger RNA of Rosa chinensis, 405 nucleotides long. Its product is annotated as probable L-type lectin-domain containing receptor kinase S.7. Bases 1 to 405 code for a protein of 134 amino acids. Lineage: Eukaryota; Viridiplantae; Streptophyta; Magnoliopsida; Rosales; Rosaceae. The transcript has 3 exons. The record is from RefSeq and is a predicted model, not a curated record.
AUGGCAUCUCUUUCAAAAAGUCAAUGGUUUUUCAUGGGUUCCCUGUCAGUUUUUAAGGAGUUGGAGUGUUUGGCUUAUAGAAUUGUUCUCAGGAUUGAUCACCCUGUUGCAAUCCCUGAGAAAGGAAAUUUACUAGAUGCAGCUGAUGAAAGAUUGGGUGUAGAUUUUGAUAAAAAUGAAAUGGAGUGCUUUUUAAUUGUUGGAUUAUGGUGCACUCAUCCCAGCAGCAAAGAAAGGCCAAAAGCAGGACAAGUGAUUAAGGUUUUCCAGCUUGAAGCACCAUUGCCAAAACUUCCACAUAUCAUGCCUGAUUACCCAAUGCCUCAACCCCAACAAAAAGCUCAAUCUGGCUCCUCUCAGUCUCAGUUAUUCUUAACUUCUGGUUUCAAUACUAUGGGUCGUUAA